Amphibalanus amphitrite is the source of this 4162-nucleotide messenger RNA. RefSeq lists its product as uncharacterized. Gene Ontology annotation, molecular function: nucleic acid binding. The coding region runs from base 82 to 3720 and encodes 1212 amino acids. NCBI's taxonomy places the organism in Eukaryota, Metazoa, Arthropoda, Thecostraca, Balanomorpha, Balanidae. Gene Ontology annotation, biological process: DNA integration. The transcript is spliced from 2 exons. The record is from RefSeq and is a predicted model, not a curated record.
ACCACAGCUUCAGUCGAGAAUCAGGAGCUGGACAGUCGUGUAGUACGAGGGUUGAAGGUUGCCAGCUUGGACGGCGACAACAUGAUUCCACUCCCUCCUACUUACACUCUCAGUGCCAUCCCUGUGAAGCAUGAGGAUAUGGCCUCAAGUGAAGAUGUUGAUCAGUGUGCCCAAUUGAGGGGGAUCGAGUUGCCCCGCAUCGAUGCAGAGAUUGGACUCCUGAUAGGAAAUGAUUGCCCAGAAGCUCUCCAGCCUGUAGAGAUCAGAAGAAGUCAGAACGGUGGUCCGUACGCUAUUCGAACAGACUUGGGUUGGGUGGUGCAGGGCCCGAGGCACAACUCUCUGCUGGAUGGAAGAAGAGUGAAGGUAAACCGCGUGCAAGUUGACAAGAUGAAGCUUGAUGAGAUGCUGGUCAACAUGUACGACAAAGAAUUUCCAGAGAAGAUCAGCGCCACCGAGAAGGGGCCCUCAGAGGAGGAUCGUCGCUGGAUGGAGAAGGUGACUCGGAGUUGUAAACGACAGGCAAAUGGACACUUCCAAAUAGCGUUGCCAUUCCGAGAUACUGACCCUGCGAUGCCAAACAACAAGACAUGCGCUCAAAGAAGACUCGUGGGCCUCAAGAAGAAAUUGGAGAAAGAUGUGAAGUUCUCUCAAGACUACCGCAAAUUCAUGGAGGACAUGUUCAGGAAGGGACAUGCCGAGAAGGUUCCCACGGAGAGCCUGACAAGAAAUGAUGGAAAGGUGUGGUACAUACCUCAUCAUGGGGUUUACCACCCGUUCAAAAAGGAGAAGAUCCGAGUAGUCUUCGAUUGUGCGGCAAGGUUUCGGGACGUUUCCCUGAACAGUGUUCUCAUGCAGGGGCCAGAUCUAGCGAACUCGUUGACAGAUGUUUUGGUGCAGUUCAGAGAGGGUCCUUGCGCGUUUGUCGCCGACGUGGAAGCUAUGUUUUAUCAGGUAGCUGUUCCUGAAGAGGACCGAGACGUCAUGAGGUUCUUGUGGUGGCCAGGUGGCGAUUUCUCCAGAGAUCCGGAGGAAUUCCGGAUGACCGUGCACUGCUUCGGGGCAAGCUCAUCUCCAAGCUGUGCCAACUUCGCUUUGAGAAAGUGUGCUGAUGACAAGGAAGACUGUGAUCCCGAAGUGAGCAAGGCUGUGAAACAGAAGUUCUAUGUAGAUGAUUGCCUUGUGUCAGUUGAAACGCCAGAAGAAGCUGUGAAGAUGGCGAAGGAGUUGAAAGAUGUGUGUGAUCUGGGCGGUUUCCGACUAACGAAGUUUGUCAGCAACAGCCGUGAGCUGCUCGAGUCGGUUCCAAAGGAAGAACGUGGGAGAUGUGUCACUGAACUGAACCUGAGUAUCGACGCGCUUCCAGUGGAGAAGGUCUUGGGUGUGUGCUGGACGUUGAAGGACGAUGCACUCAGCGUAAGGGUGACGACAAGAAGUUCGCCGGCUACCAGAAGAGGCAUUCUCUCGAUGAUCGCAGCCAUGUAUGACCCCCUGGGAAUCGUGUCGCCAGCCGUUCUUCGAGGACGCCUGAUCAUGCAGGACUUGAUGAGGCUGCAGUUGGAUUGGGAUUCGUCCAUUCCUUUGCAGCAGAAAACACAGUGGGAAGCAUGGGUGGCGAAUCUUCCUGGACUGGCAAAGGUGACGCUUCCGAGAUGCUACCGACCAGUUGGCUUUGGCGACGUCGUAUCGGCUCAGUUGCACAACUUCUCGGACGCCAGCCAACAGGCUUACGCCUGUGUCACGUACCUGCGCCUCACGAACUCUGCCGGCAAGGUUCACUGUGCGUUCGUUUUUGGAAAGGCACGCGUGGCUCCAUUGAAGGCGAUGACCAUUCCGCGGUUGGAGCUCGCUGCAGCCACGAUGGCUGUCAGGAUAAGCACGAUGCUGGAGAAGGCUCUUGAGAUGUCUAUCCACGGAGUCUACUAUUGGACAGAUAGUACCACCGUGCUGCGGUACAUCCGAAACGACCGGGCCAGGUAUCACACCUUCGUUACAAACCGCCUCGCAGUGAUCCGUGAUGGAUCAGCAACCUGCCAGUGGAGACACGUCGGCUCCAAGCAGAACCCAGCCGACGAUGCAACCAGAGGAGUGCAGACCGAGCGCUGGCUGCGCGGCCCAGAGUUCCUGUGUGAAGAGGAGGCGCGGUGGCCUCAGAUGCCGGCAGCCAUGGUCACUGAAGAAGACGACCCAGAAGUGAGGAAAGAAGUCAAGGUCGCCACAGCUGUCAUCGAGGAAGAGACUCCGACCUGGAGGCUGAUUAGGCACUACUCAACCUGGUACCGGCUAAAAAGAGCAGUUGUGUGGAUCAGACGCGUGGCGCAGAUCUUCAAGGCGCGGAAGUCAGGGAAAGAGGGAGCAUCUUUCAGCGGACGCAUCACGGUGGAAGAGCUCGAUCAAGCAGAGAGGGCAAUCGUUGGCGUCGUGCAGGCGUCGGCGUUUCCAGAAGAGCUGAGUUCUCUGAAGAGAGGUGGCUUGGUCAAGCGAUCCAGUCCUCUGUUCCGGCUCAAUCCCCAGAUUCAAGAUGGCAUCAUUUGUGUCGGAGGCAGAUUGGGCGCUGCGCCUGUCCACGCGCGUGCACGUCAUCCGUUCCUGCUGCCGGGUAAGGGCCACGUAACGGACUUGGUGAUCCGAGCCUUUCACGCGCUGGCCGGUCAUUCCGGCCGUGAACACGUGCUGGCUGCCCUCCGCAGCAGGUACUGGAUCAUCAAGGCCAACUCAGCAGUCCGAGCGGUGUUGUCAAGAUGUACCAGCUGCAGAAGAAGACAGGCACCGGUCGUGAGUCAAGUGAUGUCAGACUUGCCGCCUGAAAGAGUCACACCGGAUGAGCCUCCUUUCACCAAGGUUGGAUGUGAUUACUUUGGCCCGUUCUUUGUGAAGAGUGGUAGAAGGCAGAGCAAGAGAUACGGUGUACUUUUUACCUGCUUGACCACUCGUGGGGUUCACAUAGAAGUGGCAAACAGUCUUGAUACAAGCUCGUUCAUCAAUGCACUACGGCGCUUUCAAGCCAGGCGGGGUCAAGUUCAAUACAUCCGUUCCGACAAUGGAACAAACUUUGUAGGGGCGGAACAUGAACUGCGCGAAGCUGUGUCCAACCUGAACAGUGAAGAGGUGCACAACUUCUUACUUCAGAAGGGCAUCACUUGGAUCUUCAAUGCGCCAGGAGCAUCGAGCCACGGAGGCGUCUGGGAACGUCAAGUUCGAACCAUCAGGAAGGUUCUGGAAGCCUUGCUUCAGGAGCAGACAAUGGACGAUGAAGCAGUUCACACACUCAUGUGUGAAGUCGAAAACGUCAUCAACAGCCGUCCGCUCACCCCCGUUUCCAGUGACCCUGCAGACCUGGAACCGAUUACGCCAAAUCACCUGUUGUUGCUCCGGGGCGGCGCUGUUCCACCCGGCAUCUUUGUGAGGUCAGACAGCUUCUCCAAGCGACGAUGGCGCCAGGUUCAAUACCUCGCAGACAUCUUUUGGAGAAGAUGGGUGUCGGAGUAUCUGCCGCUGUUGCAGCACAGACAGAAGUGGAUGAAAACUGAAAGAAACCUCUCAGUAGGGGAUCUCGUCUUGGUUGUUGACUUAUCUCUUCCGCGACUUCAAUGGCCUUUAGGACGUGUGGCUGAGGUGUUCCCAGAUGCUAGCGGCCAUGUGAGGACUGCUAUUGUCAAGACGGCACGCUCAGUUCUCAAGCGACCAAUCAACAAGCUGGUGCUCGUGCAAGAGGAGUAGCGGGUUUCUGUUUGAAUCAGGUGGAGGUUGGAUAGCUUACCUUGUAUUGGUUGUAGUUCAGCUGGUGGCGGCUUGCCAGCCUUCAUCAGGUCGGAGAGAGCCUAGAGUUUGGUUGAACCUUGAUCGGUUCAAGGAGGAGGGUGUAAGCGCGAAGAUGUAUUUCUGUCCUUUAUUCCUUUUAUUUACCGGCCGCAACCUCCAGCGUGGGCUCUCCUCAUGUAUGUUUUGAGACGUUUAGUUUUUGCCCCGCCGAGCCUGUGUAGAAGGCGGCCGGCCUGUGUCUGCAGUGGUAAAAGCGAUAUAAUUCGGAACCGUGUGUUGUGUCAACCCGGCAUAAUACAUGAGUACCGAGAUAUCGCCUCUAAGAGGGGCCCGGCGAGUGAGACACCUGCUACGAGCCCACUUUGAGGCAACAAGCGAACUGCUGCAAAACGCACAGGCG